CUGUUAGUAUUAUUGCAGUGAACAGAGCAGCGUCUCUUCCACACCGAAUAAAUUAUGCAGUUUUCUUCUAGAUUAAGCGAUCACAGGAAGAGUUUGUGUCGCUUAGCAAAGUAACAUAUAAUCACCGUUAAAUUAAUUAAUACUUAAAUCUCAGAACUCUUCCUACAGAAUAUUGCCAAGUCACACGUAUGCUUAUUCUCCAAAGUCCAAACGGAGAGUAAUAAAAGCGCUUCCCCAAGAUAAUUUUGAUUCGGCCUUUCCUUUUCUCCCUUGAUCACCGUAAUCAUCGCUAUGGGUGGAGGAGCUGCCAUGAAAGCUGCCUGUAAGAUCGCCGGUAUCGGCGUCGUCAAUAGCGGCUUCCGGGGAGGGUUUUCUGCUGUCUCGUCUCCGGCUGAACAGUCGGUGCGCAACGCCUCACGUCCCGUGUCGGCGAUCCUCUCGUCCUGUCAGACUGGGGCUACCGGUGGCGUGGAAAUCGCCGGAGUUCAGCGUCCAGCGUUGCAGAUUGACGAUUGGGAGUUUGCUGGUGGAGAUGAGGAGCAGUUGCUCGAAUCUAACGACCCCAUUCCAAGAGUUGUGUUCGGGCCUGCUCCGAGCCUGCAGGAGGCGAAAUCGGCCACUAAUGAGUUGAAGGAUGCUCUAGAGAAAGUGUAUACAUCAUCUUCUCCUCGCCCGGGAUCUGGAGGUUCAUUGGGAGGUGGUCAGCUGUCUGGCCUAACUUUGCUUACAAACUCAGACUAUUUGGAGAACAAAAGCUGCAUCACUUGUGAGCCUAGAUCAAAUUCUGCAUCAAGCUAUGCAAUAAAGGCAUUCGCAUUGCUCAAUGAAAGUCCUGAAGCACAGUCUGUUGUUGCUUCCAUUGCUGCGGAUCCAAAUGUCUGGGAUGCUGUGAUGAAGAAUGAGGCUCUUCUGGAAUUCCUCCAGUCACAGAAGACCAAAUCUGAUGCAGAUGAUGAGUCACAGGAUUUGGGCUCUCCAAGGGAGUUUACUAAAUUAUCUGAUGAUGCAAGUGAAGCCGGAAAGUUUGAGAACGGAUAUAAGUAUAGAUUUGAGAACAUCAAGCACACUGUGGUUGAGAUGAUGAAUAACGUCUCUUCUUUUGUUCAUCACAUUUUUGGUUUUUCUGCUGCUGAGAACAUUUCUGGAGCUGCAGAUGGAAAUUCUCGAUCAUCUUUUUCUGAUAACACCUUGAGAGCUUCUUUCAUGGCAUUGGCAUUGAUGGUUAUCGUCAUGGUGGUGCUGAGGAGAGGUUAGCUUCCAUUUAGGAAGCCAAACUGUAAAUUUGUCGAGUAUACAGACCAUACUUAAUUUCCUGUUUGGAUGCCUUGAAUGGAUAUAUUGCUAGUAAUCCUAAUAGCUUAUCUUCUUAAGCAAACCAGUGGACAAACAUUCCUACAGUUAAAGUAGUUAUUUUGAUUA
Messenger RNA from Hevea brasiliensis (rubber tree), 1419 nucleotides. RefSeq lists its product as uncharacterized. Lineage: Eukaryota; Viridiplantae; Streptophyta; Magnoliopsida; Malpighiales; Euphorbiaceae. Bases 292 to 1254 code for a protein of 320 amino acids. The transcript has 4 exons. The record is from RefSeq and is a predicted model, not a curated record.